AUGCUACGACUUCAGAACGUUAUUCACACAGAAGAAGGGGACUCAGUGUUGUGUGUGUUGAAGAGAGCGCUACAAUCUGCAAGCAAAGAACAAGGUCUGCUAAUAGGACUGUUAUGCUGGUGCUUAUGGUUUCGCCGGAACAAAUGGGUGUGGGAAAGAAAUAAUAUGUCAACAUUUGGCAUAAAAUCACUGGCUGUAAACAUGUUGACAGAUUGGAGAAAGGCGUUGGAGCAAGGGGAGCGACGUACAGGAGGAGUACAGGUGCAGCAACGACAAUGGUCUAAACCACCCGCUGGUUGGCUAAAGGUUAAUAUCGAUGCUUCUUGCAGGCAAGGGAAUGAAUGGAUAGGCGCAGGGUGUGUGGUCAGAGAUGAGGAAGGUAGGUUUGUUCGUGCACGAACUACAGUAGUCAGAGGACGGGCAUAUGCAAGGGAAGCCGAAGCUUUGAGCCUCAAAGAAGCAUUAUCCUGGAUGAAAACGUGGAGGCACAACAAGUGCAUUUUUGAGUCAGACUCUAAGGUACUGAUAGAUGCAAUUCGAGCUGGCCAAGGCAAGUCAAUUUUUGACACUCAUGUGGAGGAUUGUAGGGAAUUACUUAAACACUUUGAGGAUGUGUUAGUUGUCUUUGUAAAUCGAUCUGCGAAUAGUGUAGCCCAUGAGUUAACAAAGGCUGCUUAUUCUAUGUCAGGUCCUCAGGAAUGGUUAUACGCUGCUCCUGAAUUUAUUAUCUGUAACCUUGCCCUAGAGGCGAUUUGA
Daucus carota subsp. sativus is the source of this 756-nucleotide messenger RNA. RefSeq lists its product as uncharacterized. The record is from RefSeq and is a predicted model, not a curated record. Gene Ontology annotation, molecular function: RNA-DNA hybrid ribonuclease activity; nucleic acid binding. Lineage: Eukaryota; Viridiplantae; Streptophyta; Magnoliopsida; Apiales; Apiaceae. The coding region runs from base 1 to 756 and encodes 251 amino acids. The transcript has a single exon.